This is a messenger RNA of Parathielavia appendiculata, 2436 nucleotides long. RefSeq lists its product as uncharacterized. The coding region runs from base 167 to 2308 and encodes 713 amino acids. NCBI's taxonomy places the organism in Eukaryota, Fungi, Ascomycota, Sordariomycetes, Sordariales, Chaetomiaceae. Gene Ontology annotation, cellular component: cytoplasm; membrane; microtubule. Gene Ontology annotation, molecular function: GTP binding; GTPase activity; microtubule binding. The transcript has 2 exons. The record is from RefSeq and is a predicted model, not a curated record.
ACCAGCAUUCUGCUUCGCUGCCUUCAACUUGCACGUUGAGUGUUGCCAGAGAGGGAGAGAAUCAACACGGCGGCGUCCAUACCACUGAUUUUGCCACCCCUUCGAGCCAAUUCUUCUUCAAGUCCAACCUCUGGUCACAUAUCCUCUGACUUAUCCCCAUCUCAAAAUGGUCGCCAUACAGAGCUCCCUGAGCAAGCUCUGCUCCCAAGAUCAGCUCAUGCUUCUGGACUCGAUUGACCAGCUCCGUUUGCAAGGCAUCAACAACUACAUCUCCCUCCCGCAAAUCAUCGUCUGCGGUGACCAGUCGUCCGGCAAGAGUUCCGUCCUGGAGGCCAUCUCGGGUGUUUCUUUCCCGGUCAAGAGCAACCUCUGCACUCGUUUCCCAACCGAACUCGUCUUGCGCAGGACCCCGCACAUCAGCGCGGGCGUUGCCAUUGUCCCCCAUAAAUCCCGCCCGGAAGCCGAGCAUAAGGCUCUUCUCGCCUUCCGCGAGGAGUUGGACGAUUUCGACAAUCUCCCCCAGCUGGUCGAGAGAGCAAAGGCCGAGAUGGGCAUCACGGCGUACGGCAGAGCCUUUGCCAAGGACAUCCUCCGUAUCGAAGUGACCGGCCCGGACCAACCUCAUCUCACCAUCGUCGACCUUCCCGGGCUUAUCCACUCCGAGACAAAAAACCAAACCACUUCGGACGUCGAGCUCGUCCAGGAUGUCGUCCAAUCUUACAUGAGGGAGCCGCGCUGCAUCAUCCUUGCCGUGGUGUCGGCCAAAAACGACUUCGCCAAUCAGAUUGUCCUGAAACUGGCCCGGACGGCAGACCCGAGUGGCACCCGGACUCUGGGCGUCAUCACAAAGCCCGACACCUUGAUCCCAGGGGGCGGGAGUGAAGCCCUGUACGUCUCUCUUGCCAGGAACCAGGAGGUCGAGUUCCGGCACGGCUGGCACGUGCUGAAAAACAUGGACUCCGAGAAAGGCUCUUGGAGCGUUGCGACCAGGGACGCCGAGGAGGCAAAGUUCUUCGGCUCUGGAGUCUGGAAGACCCUUCCGCUCUCCUCCCUCGGGAUCUCUAAGCUUCGCGGCCGCCUCAGCAAGGUCCUCCUUGGGCAGAUUGCUGCGGAGCUUCCUGGCUUGGUGCAUGAGAUUGAUCAGAAAUUCAAGUCCUGCCAUGAUCAACUCGAGAAGCUUGGGAAGCCACGAGCAAGCCCGCAGGAGCAGCGGCUCUACUUGUUCCACCUGAGCGGGUCCUUCCAGGCGCUUGUCAAAGCAUCGGUGGGCGGCAACUACAACGACCCAUUCUUCUUGGACGCCAAAACCGAAUCAGGUUAUCAGCAGCGCAUUAGGGCAGUUGUUCAGAACCUCAACAAAGAUUUUGCGUCCGAGAUGUCCCUCCGAGGUCACUACCACCAGGUCGUUGAUCCGGAAUCCGAGGCGGUUUCUUCCGAUUCCCAUGACGUGGUCUAUAUCACUAGAGAUGACUUCAUCAGCCAAAUCGAGCAUCUGAUGCGUAGGACGCGGGGGUGCGAGUUGCCUGGGACCUUCAAUCCGAUGAUCGUUGCCGAGCUGUUUCUCGAGCAAUGUCGCCCAUGGGGGGCCAUCGCCCGCCGCCAUGUCGAGAAUGUGUGGGACGCUGCCUCCCGUUUCGUCAAACUCGUUGUUGCACACACCGCGGACGAGUCGACGGCCAAGGCGCUGCAGUACGAGGUCUUCGAACCAGCAAUGAGCGGAGUCCUGCAGGAGAUGCGCGACAAAACCACAGAGCUGCUGAUGCCUCAUCAGCACGGCCAUCCGAUCACUUACAACCACUAUUUCACCGAGACACUCCAGAAAGUCCGCCGCGAGAGAGGAAAAAACGAGCGGGAGAGGAUUUUGUGUCGGUUCUUUGGUGUCGAGUCGCUCAAAACAUGGUAUUUGAAAGGCGAUUUUGAUCUCAGACGCCUCGCUGACUCGUUGGCGGAGAGUGGUGAGCUGGACAUGGGACGCUUUGCCGCAAGCGAGGCUUUCGAUUGUCUGAAUGCCUACUACAAGGUUGCUCUGAAGCGAUUCAUCGAUGACAUGGCCGUCGAAGUGAUCGAGGCCAAGCUGAUGUCCGCGCUGGAUCGCAUCCUGCCCCCUGUCUCGAUCUACCAAAUGCUUGAUGACCAGGUGGCUCGUAUUGCCGGGGAAUCAGAAGAAACCCGCACAAAGCGGGAGCAGCUCAACAAGCAGCUCGAGGUUCUCCGGAAUGGCUUGGAAACGUGCAAGCGCUUUGCGGGAUUCAGAAUCAGUGGAGGUAAGAACUGUGAACCCAUUAUCGCUGCAAAAUGGAUAUUCUAACGCCCUUCAGACUCGAUCUUUGUUUCCGCAAACGGACCUGAUAGUCUUGACUCCAUCAGCAAUAUGGCGGAUGCCAACCCGGACGCGAACUCGGACGCGAAGCCUGAGUUGUCCUCGGUGAGAUCAAC